AUGGUGGACGAGGGCAUGGCCGCGCUGCGGCGGCGCAUCCGCGAGGUGGAGGACGAGGAAGUGGAAGAGCCGGAGGAGGAGGAGGAGGAGGGCGGCGUGGACGUCUUCGUGCCCCCGGGCGAGUGGACGGAGCUGGAGCGGCGGCACCACGGGCUGUACGUCGCGGGCGUGCGCGAGGCGCUCGGCAUCCUGUUCGCGCUGCUGGUGCGCGCGCGGCCGGGGCUCGGCGCGGGGGUCGUGGCGCUGGUGCUGCUCAGCGUGCCGGCCACGGUGCUCCUCGUGUCCGCCGAGCUCGUCCGGGCUGUCCACUCCAUCUCCGCCGCCGUGCUCAGCGGCAGAAUGUAG
This is a messenger RNA of Triticum turgidum subsp. durum (durum wheat), 345 nucleotides long. The record is from the annotation of a GenBank genome assembly. NCBI's taxonomy places the organism in Eukaryota, Viridiplantae, Streptophyta, Magnoliopsida, Poales, Poaceae.